Molecule: messenger RNA, 3085 nt
Organism: Fukomys damarensis (Damara mole-rat)
Lineage: Eukaryota; Metazoa; Chordata; Mammalia; Rodentia; Bathyergidae
Gene: Bbs1
Product: Bardet-Biedl syndrome 1
Exons: 17
Coding region: 411-2213 (600 amino acids)
Biological process (GO): non-motile cilium assembly; protein localization to cilium
Cellular component (GO): BBSome; axoneme; centrosome
Molecular function (GO): smoothened binding; patched binding
Source: RefSeq, a predicted model, not a curated record
AGUACCUAAAAACCAGAAACAAUCAACUUCAGUCAGCAUCUGCUGUAUUGCCCCUAACCCUCAUAUUUUCUUCUCUGAGCCAGGACCUCUAGUGAGAUAGCCAGAAGGGACAUGGCCCUUUAGCUGGGCCUUGAAGAUGAAGUUCAUUUAGGUGCUUUAAACCCUAGCAGGGGCUUCUGAGGCCCUUGAAACCAAAGGCCGUAGAGCCCCCAAACCAUACAUCACAAUAAGUGGGGCUGAGGGACCGCGCUCUAGCGCUCUGCACCGGACAAAGAUACCAGUAACAUCCUGGCCCAGCUUGGAAAGUUUCACUCCGGAACCUUUGUGAGCAAGCUUCGGGAUACCCGGGCUCUACUGGGCUAGGCGCGGCGACGGGGGCGGGGCCGGUUGCCAAGACGACGACUGAGAAGAUGGCUGCUAAAUCUUCAUCCGAUUCCGAUAGCGGCAGAGUUGAGAGCGAUGAGGCCAAUUCGAAAUGGCUGGACGCACACUACGACCCUACGGCCAACAUCCACACAUUUUCCUCCUGUCUGGCACUAGCAGAUUUGCAUGGGGAUGGAGAGUACAAGCUGGUGGUUGGAGACCUUGGACCAGGUGGGCGGAAUCCUCACUUGAAGGUGCUCAAAGGACCAACAGUCCUGACAGAAAGCCCACUCCCUUCCCUGCCAGCUGCCGCUGCCACCUUCCUCAUGGAGCUGCAUGAGCCUCGGACUCCAGCUUUGGCACUGGCUUCAGGCCCUUGUAUUUAUGUGUAUAAGAAUCUAAGACCCUACUUCAAGUUCACCCUGCCCCAGUUGCCUCCAAACCCCCUGGAACAAGACCUUUGGGACCAGGCAAAGGAAGACCGGAUUGACCCCUUAACUCUGAAGGAGAUGCUGGAGGGCAUCCGGGAGAAGGCAGAGAUACCUUUGUCUGUACAGUCACUCAGGUUUCUGCAGCUGGAACUGAGUGAAAUGGAGGCAUUUGUGAACCAAAACAAGUCCAGUACCAUCAAGCGGCAGACAGUCAUCACCACCAUGACCACCUUGAAGAAGAACCUGGCUGAUGAAGAUGCCAUUUCCUGUCUUGUGCUGGGCACUGAGAAUAAGGGGCUCCUGAUUAUCGACCCUGAGGCUUUCACUAUUUUGGCCGAGAUGGACAUUCCCAGUGUCCCUGUCUUCCUGGAGGCUUCCGGUCAGUUUGAUGUGGAGUUUCAACUUGCAGCUGCUUGCCGCAAUGGUAACAUCUAUAUUCUGAAAAGAGAUUUCAAGUACCCUAAGUACAGCAUUGAGCUGAGCGCCCAGCCCGUGGGGCUUGUUCGGGUACAGAAGAUCCUGGUGGUGGGCAGCACCCAAGACAGCCUGCAUGGCUUCACCCACAAGACACUGGCCAUUCCCUGCCAGGGCAAGAAGCUGUGGACAGUGCAGAUGCCUGCAGCCAUCCUGACCAUGAACCUCCUGGAACAGUGCUCCCGCGGCCUGCAAGCUGUUAUGGUUGGGCUGGCCAAUGCAGAGGUUCGCAUAUACCGGGACAAGGCCCUGCUCAAUAUCAUCCAAACCCCAGACACCGUGACCAGCCUUUGUUUUGGCCGCUAUGGGCGGGAGGACAACACACUCAUCAUGACUACUCGAGGUGGUGGCCUGAUCAUCAAGAUCCUGAAGCGUACAGCAGUGUUUGUAGAGGGAACAGGUGAGGUUGGUCCCCCACCAGCCCAAGCCAUGAAACUCAACGUGCCCCGAAAGACUCGGCUUUAUGUGGAUCAGACACUGCGAGAGCGGGAGUCUGGCACUGGCAUGCACCAGACCUUCCAGACAGAACUCUACCUGCUACGCCUCCGGGCUGCCCGUGCCUAUGUGCAGGCCCUCGAGUCCAGCCUGAGCCCCAUGGCAGUCACAGCCCGGGAGCCACUCAAGCUGCAUGCUGUGGUGCAGGGACUGGGCCCCACCUUUAAGCUCACACUGCAUUUGCAGAACACUUCGACCGCCCGGCCCGUGCUGGGGCUGCUGGUCUGCUUCCUGUACGACGAGGCACUCUAUGCCCUCCCUCGGGCCUUCUUCAAGGUCCCCUUGCUGAUACCAGGGCUCAACUACCCUCUGGAGACUUUCGUGCAGAGUCUCAGUAGGAAGGGCACCUCAGACAUUAUCAGGGUGCUGGUUCUCCGAGAAGGCCAGAGUGUUCCCCUGCUAAGUGCCCACAUCAGCAUGCCUGUGAGUGAGGGGCUGGCAGCUGCCUAAGGACUGGGCCUGCAUUCAAGCCCUAUGGAACGGAGCCAGCAAGAUCCAGCCACUUCUACUGAGCUGGGCAGGUUCAGAGGCCCUACACCACUCCCCACACAGCAGGGUGCCUGGCCCAACUUCCUGCUCCUCUCCCAAGCAGCGCCUUGCUCACCUCCUCAACCACUGCGUCUGUAGCAGCAGGUCAGAGAGUACCCAGGAGGCUCAGUGCUUCCUACCUCAGGACUGUUUCCCUGAGCUCUUGCAGCCCACCACCCUUCCCAGCUCUUUGAUAAAGCACACUGGAUUUCAAAGAAGUGCUCUGAGGUGGUCCAGAUGAGAAGAGGAGUGGCCAGCCCUAUAUUCCACGUCCCUUAGGCAUACAGCUCAUCUAGCACAGACCAAGGCCAGAACAGGUGAGGACCUGGGGAAAUCAGAGGACCUUCCUGAGUGAGACUGAGCCCACUGUCCUCAUUGAGGUUCCAGAGGCCUAGCUGCUAUUAGCUUAGCUUGCAGGCAAAGCAUGAGCUGUGGUCUCCCUCCUGUGCUGAGCCAGAGGCUCCUCUUCCCACCCAGCCACCAAAGAAAUGGCCACCUCCCGAUGAGGAACUUUCCAAAGUCUUGGACUCAACCAUCACCUCAGGCUUCUGAGGCCCAACAAAAGUGGUCAAGGGAAGAAGGGGUGCAGAAGGGCAGGGGAUGGCCCAUGUGGGGAGCUAGUGGCUCCAGCCCCUUCCAGCACUCCCGAAGACCACCCAGGUGUGUUCCUGACCUGAUGCUCAUGCCCUGAGGGCAUCCUUGGAGAGGAAGGCCAAGCCAGACAGCAGGGAUGGGGCCAGUGGCACUGAGAGAGGUAUUUCAGGGUCCCAGAAGGUGGCUUAGGAGACAGAAGC